CACGACAAACCGGCCUGCCUCGGCUCAACAAGGGGAGUGAUGCGCGGCUGUUGCUGAAGCUUCUGGCAUUGUACCUACGUCGCAUUAAAACAACACGGGGCAGACUCUCUGGAUGUCUCUACUACACACAUUUUGGUCGGUUUAAGAAGGUGUUUCCGUAACGUUCGUUAUACUAAUGUUAGUUAGCUAACGACCGCUAGGCACAAAGGCGUUCAGUCAGCUACUAGCAGAGGUUAGCUAACGGUAACUAGCCAGCUAACAACACAGCCGAUGAGGACGAGCACAUCCUCGCGCAGCCAUACUCGGGUUAAGCUCUGCUGACUCGCUCUGUGGGUUAGCUGUUAUGCGGUAGUACUUUAUCCGUUACCUAAGUCAAGUGGUUGUAUUAACAGUUACCACUCAUGACUAGGAUACUUGAAGCAACACUUAUGUAUAGCUGGUUCGUUGGCAUGUUCUUCAGCUAGCCACGGCGGAGCUUCGGUCUCAUACAGGGAUGUGGCGGUAGCAAAACAAGCUAACGCUACUCCUGUCUCCUGGCGAAGAAGUGAGGAAACACUUCAGCCAAGCGGGAGUUCUCGUUUAUGUUUAUUGUAAUGCCAGAGUGGCUGACACGAGGACGAAUUUGACAUUCCUUGAACACAACUGAACUAAAACUGGGAAUAUCGCUAACGGAUCGAAGGGAUUAUUUUUGUGUCUCUUAAGUGGAUUCGGCCUCCUGCUCAGGAUCAUCGUGGGAACACAGUGAGUGUAUUGACAUUGAGUGAGCCUAAAUAUCCUCUCUCCCGCCGACCUUCACUCUCCGAUGCGGAGAUUUCAGUAGCACCGGCAACCAAAUCCCCUACGGCGGCCGGACAUGCUGAAGUGUAUCCCCCUGUGGCGCUGCAACCGCCACGUCGAGUCGGUGGAUAAGCGACAUUGCAACUUGCAGACAGUCCCUGAUGAGGUAUUUCGCUACAGUCGCAGUUUGGAAGAGCUUCUUCUAGAUGCCAACCAACUCAAAGAGCUACCAAAGCCUUUCUUCAGACUACUGAACCUACGGAAGCUUGGCCUGAGUGACAAUGAGAUCCAGAGACUCCCUCCUGAGGUGGCCAACUUCAUGCAGCUGGUGGAGCUGGACAUCUCCAGAAAUGACAUUCCUGAGAUCCCCGAGAGCAUUAAGUUCUGCAGAGCCUUGGAGAUUGCAGAUUUCAGUGGAAACCCCCUGUCCAGAUUGCCGGAUGGUUUCACUCAACUCCGAGCGCUGGCUCACUUGGCACUCAACGACGUGUCAUUGCAGACGUUGCCCAACGACAUUGGAAAUUUGGCCAACCUUGUGACGUUGGAGCUCAGGGAGAACCUGCUGAAGUCUCUGCCCACGUCGCUCUCAUUCCUGGUCAAACUGGAACAGCUGGACCUGGGCAGCAAUGAACUGGAAGUUUUGCCGGACACCCUCGGUGCUCUCCCCAACCUGAGGGAGCUUUGGCUGGACCGUAACCAGUUGUCAUCAUUACCACCAGAGCUGGGGAACCUCCGGAGACUGGUGUGUCUGGAUGUGUCAGAGAAUCGUCUGGAGGAGCUUCCCUCAGAGCUGAAUGGCCUCCUGGCUCUCACUGACCUGCUGCUCACACAGAACCUGCUGGAGGACGUCCCAGACAGCAUAGGCUGCCUGAAACAGCUGUCCAUCUUUAAGGUGGACCAGAAUAGACUGACCCAACUGACUGAUUCAUUAGGAGAGUGUGAAAACCUCACAGAACUCGUCUUGACGGAGAACCUUUUACAGUCACUUCCUCGCUCGCUGGGCAAGCUAAAGAAGCUGACCAACCUGAAUGUAGAUCGCAACCGCUUGGGCAGCGUGCCCAAAGAGCUGGGCGGCUGUGCCAGCCUCAACGUUCUCUCGCUGAGAGACAAUCGCCUGGGCAAAGUGCCUGCUGAGCUUGCAGAUGCCACUGAGCUGCAUGUGCUGGAUGUGGCUGGAAAUAGAUUACAAAACCUGCCUUUUGCCCUGACAAACCUCAACCUGAAGGCCAUGUGGCUCGCAGAGAACCAGUCGCAGCCGAUGCUCAAGUUCCAAACAGAAGAUGAUGAGCAGACCGGGGAGAAGGUGCUGACCUGCUAUUUACUGCCCCAGCAGCCUUCUCCGAGCCUCGAGAACUUGCUGCAGAACAGUGUGGACGACAGUUGGACGGACAGCAACCUGAACCGAGUGUCCGUCAUUCAGUUCCAGGAAGAGACCAAGGCUGAGGAAGACGACGAUGAGGCUGCUGCAGAGCGCAGAGGCCUUCAGCGCAGAGCCACACCGCAUCCUAGUGAGCUGAAGGUCAUGAAGAAGGUGAUUGAGGAGAGGAGGAAUGAAGCUUACACAUCCAGAGCUGAUGGAGAAGAAGAGUCCCCUGAUUCACAGGAGAAACGGCUCAGUGACCUUUCCAAUCAGAGCCGCGACUCCCAUGUGUCCAAUAGCACGCUGUCGGCCACCUCCCAUGAGGAAAGACAUAAUGCGACUUCAGCAUCUCAAAAGGAGGACCUUGUAGACGGCCACUCCCCUCAUGAUGAGGACGAGCUGGACGAGAUGGAGGUGGAGUACAUUGAGCCUACUGUGCACUUUGCAGAGGAGCCCAUCAUCCGUGGUUUGGAUGAGGACGACAGGGAGGAGGGGGAAGACGGUGAGAGGAGUGACGAGGACGAGAGGCCCACUUUUCCCGCGGAGAAGCAGCGUCUGAUCAGAAAGGACACGCCACACUACAAGAAGCACUUCAAGAUCACCAAGCUGCCCAAGCCCGAGACUGUGGCCGCGCUGCUGCAGGGCUUCAACCCUGACAGCCUGAACUCACCCACACAGCCCGCUGAGGACGAGGUGGAAGAGCAAAGUAUAUGCACCCCUCAGCACCAUCACAGAAUAGAGGGGCUUGAAGACAGUCGGCUCCAGGUCAACUCCAGUCAAGUAAAGGGGGUGUCAUUUGAUCAAGUCAAUAAUCUGCUGAUUGAACCUGCUCGAAUUGAGGAGGAAGAGCACACGCUGAACAUCAUGCGACAAACUGGCGGCCUGGGAAUCAGCAUUGCUGGAGGGAAAGGAUCUACACCUUACAAGGGAGACGAUGAGGGAAUAUUUAUCUCCAGAGUAUCUGAAGAGGGUCCUGCAGCCAGAGCGGGGGUUAAAGUGGGAGACAAACUCCUCGAGGUGAAUGGAGUGGACCUCAACGAAGCAGAACAUCACACAGCGGUUGAAGCUCUUCGUAGCUCCGGUGCUACAGUUUCCAUGUCGGUGCUGCGCGAGCAUAUGGUGGAGCCAGAGAACGCCAUCACCACCACGCCACUGAGGCCAGAGGACGAUUACUUCCCGCGGGAGAGACGGAGCAGUGGGAUCGCCUUCAACUUGGAGACGGCUCCCAGCGGGCCUCAACAGCGGCUCUCCACCUGCCUGAUCCGGAACGACAAGGGGCUGGGGUUCAGCAUCGCAGGGGGCAAAGGCUCCACGCCCUUCCGCACAGCAGACACGGGAAUCUACAUCUCCCGCAUCGCAGAAGGGGGAUCGGCACACAGAGACAGCACACUGCAUGUAGGCGACAGGGUGAUCUCUAUCAAUGGUGUAGACAUGACAGAGGCCAGGCAUGACCAGGCAGUAGCACUCCUUACCGGCACCUCCCCCACCAUCUCCCUCCUGGUGGAGCGAGACCUGAAUGCACCAGGGGGCUCUCCAGGUCAAUCCCGGGCACGAGCCCAUUCUCCUCCACCCCCAGAACCAUCAGAUUCACCAGACCAGGAGGAGGACGGCCUGACCCUUCAUGGGAACAACCUGAGCCGGAUGGAGGACGAGUAUCCCAUCGAGGAAGUGAUCCUGGUGAAGUCCGGUGGCCCUCUAGGCCUGAGCAUCGUGGGAGGCAGUGAUCAUGCCAGCCACCCGUUCGGCAUCAAUGAACCCGGGGUGUUCAUCUCAAAGGUGAUUCCUGAAGGUCUCGCAUGUGAAAGUGGACUGCGUGUUGGGGACAGAAUAUUAGAAGUGAACGCCAUCGAUCUGCGUCACGCCACACACCAGGAAGCUGUGCGAGCGCUGCUGGCCAACAAGCAGGAGAUCUGUAUGUUGGUACGGAGGGACCCUUCACCGCCUGGGAUGCAGGAAAUUGUGAUCCAGAAGCAGCCAGGGGAGAAGCUUGGCAUCAGUAUUCGUGGAGGAGCCAAGGGUCAUGCAGGAAACCCCUUUGACCCCACAGAUGAAGGCAUCUUCAUCUCUAAGGUGAGUUCGAGCGGUGCAGCAGCGAGAGACAGCCGGCUGCAGAUUGGGAUGCGUAUCCUCGAGGUGAACAACCACAGCCUGCUGGGGAUGACGCACACCGAAGCAGUGCGGGUGCUUCGAGCUGUCGGAGACUCUCUGGUCAUGCUGAUGUGCGACGGGUUCGAUCCACAAAAAAUGACUGGUGUGGAGGCGUCUCCCGGCAUCAUUGCCAACCCAUUUGCAACGGGCAUUGUCCGUAAGAACAGCAUGGAAAGCAUCUCUUCUAUAGACCGAGACCUGAGCCCGGAGGAGAUGGAGAUCAUGCAGAAGGAGUCUGAGAUGGUGAGAGAGACCUCACAGUGGGAGCGAGAAGAGAUGGAAAAAGUGGAGCGUAUGCGCUUGGAGCGUGAGGAGGCAACUCGCCUGCUCGAAGAGGAGACUGAGAACAUUGGCACUGGACCUCUAAAACUUGACUACAAAACCCUGGCGGCUCUGCCCACCACCAGUCUCCAGAAGCUCAACAGAUUCUCUACUUCUGUAAGUCUGACUGCUCCCAUGGAGGCUCCCCUGCAGGUCCAGUACGGAGCUCCUUUAGAGCCUCUGGGCUUCGGCUUAGCCCACCCAACAGAACCCCUCAACCACAUGGACCCCGAGUCCUGCCCCAGUCUGAACACAGAGCACGAUUAUCUUCAUGGAUCCCAGUUCUCCCCUAAUGGGACCGCGACUACUGACAGUGCCGGCUCAUCAACAACCAUUAAUUCGUCAACAUUUGCACCUGAAGAAGAGGAAGAAGAGGAAAACCUGGUGGACUCUCAGCCUAUCUGCUUCAAAGAGAACCCUUUCUUGGUGGCCAAUCGCAAAGGAAAAGGUCGUCCGUCUGGAGAUCAGCUCCUGUCAGGGCCUCCGGUGGGCUACGGGAAGCAAGGCCAACUAAAGCCCUGGUUGUUCAGCAAGGCGCCUCCUUCUGAUUUCACCAGGACUGAGAGCCCGAUUAGGGAAGCACCUUACUCUCCCACCAUCCAACCGCCCAGCCACCACUAUUCCAACAGCUCCCUGUACGCAGGCAGGGAGACCCGCUUCGCAAACCUUCAUUACACUUCCACUCCAACUGCCAUUGACAACACUUCAUCAUCAACACGACCCGGUGCCAUCCAGCCAGUCGGGCGCGCGCGGCAGAGUCCCUCCCCCGCCACUCCGGACGGCCACAGUCCUAACCCCUUCCAGCAUGGCCCCUCCCCCUUCAACUCCCAGACCUCUCCUCGCGCCCCCUCCCCCACCUCGCCCGACGAGUUCCCCAUGAAUGUGAAGCAGGCAUACAAGGCGUUUGCCGCCGUGCCUCGCUCACUGGCAGUGCUGGAGCCGCCGCAGGACCUGUAUGGUGUGAGGAACAAUUUCCACCCGAUGCAACCUUCUCCAGAGAGUCCUUCUCCUGGCGGUAAGGGCAGCCCGGAGCAGCGCUCUUUCAGGGACAGACAGAAGUAUUUUGAGAUUGACGUGAAGCAGCAGACACCAGAGAAACCCAAACCUCGAGUGUCUCUUGUUGGAGAAGACGACCUCAAGAAAAUGAGGGAAGAAGAAGAGAGGAAGUUUGAGCAGCGGGCGCGAGAGUACCUGAUGGAUGAGGAAGAGGACGAUGAGGAGGAGGACCUGGCUAAGCAGGUGGCGCAGAUGAAGGCCACUGGCAAGGUGUUGCUGGAUGGAGUGGAGUACAACGUGGAGCCAGUAUCCACCCCAACCCAGCACUGCGCCACACCACAAAGCUACAACGUCACGCCACCGAGCUACUGUGGCAGCUCAGGGCCUUCUUCUGUUGAUGGUAAGGGAGAGUCUCAGAGGAAUUCCCUGGAAGACAGCUUCAGGCUAGAGCAGAGGCCUAACUCCAUGACUGGUCUGAUCCCAUCGUACACCGGGGACUCUGCGGCUCCCAUCCGCACAGCCAAAGCAGAGCGCCGACAUCAAGAGAGACUCCGAAUGCAGAGCCCCGAGCUGGCUGUGGCCCCCGACAAGGACAUGUCCCCUGCUGAGAAACGAGCUCUGGAGGCUGAGAAGAGAGCCAUGUGGAGGGCGGCACGGCCCUGCGGCCUAGAGGAGGAUGUUAGGCAGUAUGAGCAGGACCUGGCUAAGAGGCUCUACCAGGCCAGAGUGAGGGCAUCUCAGGGCACGGUCGAGGCCCCCCAGCCCCCCACCUCUUCCUCCUCCUCUGCAGCCUCCCAGCUCAGAAUGAAGUCUCUGGAGCAGGAUGCACUGAAAGCACAGAUGGUCAUCGCCAAGUCUCGGGACGGAAAGAAACGUGGCACACUAGACCAGCUGACGGAGUCUCCCUCGCCCGCACCCACACCCUCUCCCACACCUAUGGAAGAGCUCAAUCCUCGAGGAGUAACCUCUCCGGGCCGGCUGUCCCUGUCGUCAAAGAAGUUUGACUACCGACAGUUCGCUGCCAUUCCUUCUUCCAAACCCGUAUUCGACAUCCAGUCCCCUGACACAGUCGAUGACCUGCAGUUCAUCGACGACGGCUCCAGCAACCCAAUGCCCGCUGCGAGCCCUGAGGCCGAGGUACCCGCACCGCUGCCUGCCACCUCAGCCCUGGAGGAGAUGGCCCUGUACAGCAACAAGCGCAAACUGAGGCAGGGCCGCCGCAGCCUGGAAACCGCCGUGCCCACGUAACACCUCACACCGAGAGAAGAAAGCCGAAGACAUGAUGUGAACACACACACACACACACACACACACACACACUGCGGAACACACGAGUGCAUCCACGGGGCGCAGAGUCACUAAACACUACACACAGUCAGUAGAGCGAGAUUUACUCUCCCAUAUAUAACCACUGCAGAGACUACGACACUGAUAGUACAUUCACUUAUAUCCUGCGUGCCAGUCUUGCCUAUACAGUCUGUGGAUGAGUUGGCAAGUUGCUCAACAAGGGCAAGAACGAGCUAAUGUGGUUAGCUAGCUAUUGCUACUUACAGAUCAUUCUUUUUUUGUUGUUGUACACUCUGUUAACCAAGUAGAAUUUUAUCUAUUUAAAAAAAAGAGGUGAUCGAAGUUUUUAGUUAUUUUUAAUUUUGCACCUCAAAUGAUUUUGCUGUUUUAAAAAAAACAUACUGGAAGAGAAAAGAAAUGGGUCAUAGCUAUACUAACUUCUUGAAUGAUAUUUUUAGGCUUUCAGUGAAUAGAUUGUAAAAUGUCAGGGGUUUCUUGAGACUUGGGCAGACAGGAGUGUAUAUAUUAAUUGAGGAGGGAACAUCCUGCUAUCUUCAGUCACAAACUGUGGAGAGCUUUUAAAAAAACAACAAUAGUACAUAUCUUUUUUGCACUGCCACCUAUCAGCUUUUUAAGAACUUAUAUCUUAAAUAAUUUAUUGUUUUUAGCGUUUUACUCAAAUUGAAGGCCUUCCGUUUUUAACCUCUCGUCCUUUUUGGCACGCAUGACUGCUUAUAAUUUAUCUUCAAAUACAUGUCAAAGCUUUCAAUUAAUUAAUUGCAUAUCACUUUAUACACACUUGUGAAUUCACCAGGCAUUUUAGAGAGAAGCAUAUCUACAAAUUAGAUUGCUUGAUAGCUGUUUCACAUCAGGUCACGGGUCAUGACUGUUACAUUUCCCUUGGAGAGAAUAAUUACACUGGAGGCAGCAGCAUAACAGAUCACAAUAUCAAAGUUUGGAAACGUGCAGCAUUUAUUAAUUAACGGUACUCACCCUGCCCUGUUGAGGGCAUUUUUUUUUUAUCAAUGUGAAUCAUUCAUUUAUAUCCUUGAAUUAUCUGGAGGUAUUCCAGAGUGACGUGAAGGUAGCAGGUGUUUUAUUUUUCUGUCUAUGGUUAAUUUAAAUCUGACGCCACUGAAAAAUUUAUUAUCGUGUGAAUAAUGUACAAAUACUGAAAGGAAAGCAAACUUUGGGUUUGAAACUGAGCCAGUCUUGACCCAGACCAAGCUAGUGUCUGGACUGCUGACGCAUCUGGGUUUGGACAGGCUUGGUAUUGGGAUGCUCUCUGCAUGUAUAUUGGUUUGUUAAUGGAAGAGCUGCGAGAGGCAGAACCAAUUAGAAAUCCCUCUUAAAGACAUUGUUCUCAUUCAGUUCGCUGCUUGACAUCCUGUCAGUUUAUAUAUCUGAUGGGUAUUUCUGCAGAAUCACAGCAUAGUAGCAUUUGUGUUAAUUUAAUGUAGGGUCUUCUAAUCAUAGCUUUCCAUGUUGCUCUCACUGACUGAAAUUCAGUUUGUUUGAUACCAUUUGCAAUGGCUGAUAUCUCUUUCUUUUUUUACUUGCAGUAGGUAAAUCUUUUUUUCAGAUUGGUUUCACUACAUAAUGCGGUGUUUCAAGUUUUUGUGUUUUUUCUUUUGUCUUGAGUUCUCUUUGGGGGCUUUUACUUGCAAAUAUGUCAGAGGGAAAGGGGUCAGAAGUCCUAGGGUCAAGGGUUAGAGCUCAUGCAAGACUGUAACUAGUGAAUUUGUACAACCAAAGAAGUCUAUUUUGUGGUUCAGGAAUAAUAAAUUUUACUUUUCAUUUAAGAAGCUGA
This is a messenger RNA of Cottoperca gobio, 8699 nucleotides long. It is a transcript of the gene scrib, whose product is annotated as scribble planar cell polarity protein. Lineage: Eukaryota; Metazoa; Chordata; Actinopteri; Perciformes; Bovichtidae. Gene Ontology annotation, cellular component: postsynaptic membrane; postsynaptic density; adherens junction. The record is from RefSeq and is a predicted model, not a curated record. Gene Ontology annotation, molecular function: protein kinase binding. Gene Ontology annotation, biological process: cell-cell adhesion; neurotransmitter receptor transport, endosome to postsynaptic membrane; receptor clustering.